AUGCACGACUUCUUAGUCCAGCACUUUUCCCAGCCAGCACCAUCAAGCUUCUCAGCAAGAACAAAGUCAGUUCAGCUAAAGCGCAGGAUCUUCCAUUUUGUACCAUCUUCUGGGGAGGGAUCUGUUGUCAGGAAUAGAGCUGGACGCAAAUUCACAGAAUUAAAAGGAAUCAGAAAACUGCAUUGCAUGAAAACCACCCCUCAGCAGGGAAAGGUGUUUGUGCGACACCGCUCAUGUUACUGCAUCAGUUGCAUUGUGAAUGAUGAGGAGAACUGCACUAACAAGGCAUGGCUUGAUGAAUGGAAGCCGCUGGAGCUAACCAGAGAGGGUGAUGUGGCAACCACUCGACAGGCAUCUGAAGCACCAAUUUUAGACCAUGAUACUGCUUCCUACAUAGCUGACCUGGCCAGCAAGGGAAGUACAGUUGCGAUAGCCGCUGAAGAUGAUCCUGUCUACGGCUUCUAUCUCCUUCAGGUCACUUCUGAUGGAGUUGAAGAACUUGACAGUAAUGUCACAGAUGACUAUCAGUGUCAUUAUUACAGAGGAGACAGAGUUCUUAAGGGGCACUUUUACAUAAGGGAGAACAUUCAUGACAUGGCCUUUACAAUUGACGAAAAACGGAAAGCGUUUGUACAUGCUGCUACUGUCCGUCACAUUUGUGGUGACCUACCAGUCAGAAAGAUAGGACGAAAGUCUAUUUACAAACUCCCUUUAAAAGAAAAUGAGGAAAUCAUUGCUUCAAUGUGA
Pocillopora verrucosa is the source of this 747-nucleotide messenger RNA. NCBI's taxonomy places the organism in Eukaryota, Metazoa, Cnidaria, Anthozoa, Scleractinia, Pocilloporidae. The record is from RefSeq and is a predicted model, not a curated record.